This is a messenger RNA of Heteronotia binoei (common prickly gecko), 1949 nucleotides long. It is a transcript of the gene PEF1, whose product is annotated as penta-EF-hand domain containing 1. Gene Ontology annotation, molecular function: calcium ion binding. The coding region runs from base 189 to 1031 and encodes 280 amino acids. Gene Ontology annotation, biological process: COPII vesicle coat assembly. The record is from RefSeq and is a predicted model, not a curated record. The transcript is spliced from 5 exons. NCBI's taxonomy places the organism in Eukaryota, Metazoa, Chordata, Lepidosauria, Squamata, Gekkonidae.
GGGCUCGGUUCAACACGCGCCCCGCCCACACUGAACCGCUGAUUGGCAGACAGCUGGUCUCGGUCCGCGCGCGGCACGGCGAGUUUCGGCCAAUGAGUUGGCGAGGCUGAGCACAGUAGGCGUGCCAGUGUUUGCGUCAGCAGGAGGGAGAGGGAGUGGACUAUCCUUGGCUGGCUGUGAAAGCAUCAAUGGCGUCCAGUUACCCGUAUGGGCAGGGUUACCCUGGAUCUGCAGGACAACCACCAGGUGCUCCCCAGGGGGGCUAUCCAGGUGGCCAGUAUGGAGGUGGGCCAACUCCUGGGGCCCCCUAUGGAGGACCAGCACCCGGUGGUCCAUAUGGACCAUCAUCUAGUGGAGGACCGUAUGGCCACCCAGCCUCUGCCCCCCCAGGGAAUAUGUAUGGAGGAGGCCCAGCACCAGGAGGGCCUUAUGGGCAACCAUCUAUUAAUCCAUACGGCGCCCCUCAGCCUGGACCGUACGGGGCAGGAGGUCCUGGCGCAGGUGCUGUCCCCCCUGGUGUGGACCCAGAAGCCUUCUCCUGGUUCCAGAGUGUGGAUUGCGACCAUAGCGGCUACAUCUCCCUUAAAGAGCUCCGGCAGGCCCUCGUCAACUCCAACUGGUCUGCCUUCAAUGAUGAAACUUGUUUGAUGAUGAUGAACAUGUUUGAUAAAACCAAGUCUGGACGGAUUGACCUCUAUGGCUUCUCAGCCCUGUGGCGCUUCAUCCAGCAGUGGCGGAACCUCUUCCAGCAGUACGACCGUGACCGGUCAGGAAGCAUUAAUUACAACGAGCUGCACCAAGCACUCUCUCAAAUGGGAUAUAACCUGAGCCCUCAGUUUUCCCAGCUGCUGCUGUCACGGUACUCCCAAAAGGCCACCAACCCUGGCAUCCAGUUGGACCGCUUCAUCCAGAUCUGCACCUUGCUCCAAAGCAUGACCGAAGCCUUCCGGGAGAAGGAUACCAGCAUGACAGGCAAUGCCCGGAUCAACUAUGAAGAUUUCCUUACAAUGUCAGCCACUCGCAUGCUGUGAUGCAGUUUGUGAUCAUGGGGAUGUCAGAGGUUUGUGGUGCCUGUAUAAGAGAGCCUUGGUAUUUCUAGCAGAAACCCAGAAUCAAGAGCCAGUGCAGAAGACCAGUAGGCCACUCUCUGGAGAAUGCUGGAUGGCAGAGCCAAAUGAAGCCACCCUCUUUUGUUGAUUUGCAUGAUGCCAAAUGCUUAUCAGAUGGAUUCUUUGAAAGUAUGGUAUGAUUGGUUUGAACUGAUUGUAAUAAUAAUCUGCCAUGAAGAAGCUCCACUAGGGGGCCAGUGACAGCCCAGAGCCAAAAUACAUACUGUGAUGCAUUCCACAAGGGCCACUGCAGCCUGCAGAAAUUGCAGUUCUUUCUCCCUUCUCUCCCCUCUCCUAAACCUUCAAUCUCACUUUGUACUGCAGCUUCAGAAAAAGCUGUUGACUACCCCUUCUGGAGUUUGUGUGCCGUGACUGAGUAAGAAUCUGCCUUGGGCAAUCUUGAUUCGCUAAAGCAGAAAAACAAUACCAGAGGGAGAGCAUGGGUGUGUGUCUGUAUGGAAUACAUUUGUGUCUGACAGCAGUUGAGAUUCCUGUAUUGCUUGCCACACGUUCUAUAUGCAGUUCCCCUUUUUGCCAUUAAGCAGUCGUAAGACUGUUGGCCAAGAUGUCUGAUUCCUCCAGAGGUCCUUUCCGCCUGAAGCUUUAGUGGUCCUCCAAUCAGUGCUUUGCCCCAGAUUUUUCCUUUAAAGCACUGAAGUACAAGUUGCUUUUUUUUUGGCCGACAACCAAUUCAGCUCCUUCUGGGUUUUUGUUUUGUUUUUGUUUGUUUUCUUCUCCAGUAGACAACCUUUUGCUCUUGAUUUUUUUUUGUAGAGGCCAACAUUUUGUAUUUAUACAGAAUUUGUAUUUAUACUCUCCAUUAAAGAGUUCUGUGCAAUU